GAUUAUAACUUCUGUUUUGUAAAAGUUUGUUUUUAGUUUUGACAUAUUACUUUUGAGCUCAAGUUUAGCAUCUUGCAGGAUUUUAACAUUUUGUAAGUGGGUGACAACUUUUGAGCCACACCAAAGGAAAAACAAAAGAUAGAAAAAAAUGGCGGGAGGAGGGAAAGAACCAACGGCAACAAAGUUAAAACCAACCAGAGACUACUGUCAUAACCAAAUAUAGAAAGAUCUCCCCAUCCAUCCAUCCAAUCUUUUCUUUUUGUUGUUUCCCUCUCUCAUUCCCCUGUCUUUCAGGACAUCCUCUUUCUUUCUUCCAACACCAAAUAAGCAUAGAAAACCAAACACAACAAAAUCAGAAGAAGCCCCAAGAAAAAAAAAGAAAACAGGACAAAAAAGCUUCUCUCUCUUCCUUCCCAUGGGGUGCAUUUGAAUAAACUUCCUUCUUGAAAACCACUUUUGAUUGAUUAUACCAAUCAAUCAAUCAAUCGUGGUUUUUACAAGCUCUUGGACAAUUUAUUCCAAACAAAUACCCUUUUACAAGAAAAAAAGAUCCCAUGGGAAGCUGUGUUUCAUCGCCAUUGAAAGGUUCUCCUUUUGGGAAGAGACCGGUAAGAAGGAGAACCAAUACUCAUAGCAAAACAUCAUCUACUAAUCCUAAAUUCGUUUCUUCAACUAAUCUUUCCCGGAGAUUGCUUUUCCAGCCCCCUAGCCGUGUUCUUCCCGAGCCCAUUGGUGAUGGUAUCCUCCUCAAGUAUGAACUAGGGAAAGAACUUGGCCGUGGUGAAUUUGGUGUCACACACGAAUGCAUAGAGAUCAACACUCGACAAAGGUUUGCGUGUAAGAGGAUAUCAAAGGAGAAGCUAAGGACGGAGAUAGACGUUGAGGAUGUAAGAAGAGAGGUUGAGAUCAUGAGUUGUUUGCCUAAACAUCCUAAUAUCGUGACCUUCAAGGAAGCUUUCGAGGACGAAGACGCUGUCUAUCUUGUCAUGGAGAUCUGUGAAGGAGGAGAGCUUUUUGACCGUAUUGUCGCUAGAGGGCAUUACACUGAACGUGCAGCUGCAUCUGUCGCUAAAACCAUUCUUGAAGUUGUCAAGGUAUGCCAUGAACAUGGAGUGAUUCAUAGAGAUCUUAAACCUGAGAACUUCCUCUUCUCAAAUGGAACCGAGACUGCACAGCUCAAAGCUAUUGACUUCGGUCUCUCCAUUAACUUCAAACACGGCCAACGGUUCAACGAGAUUGUGGGGAGUCCUUAUUACAUGGCUCCAGAGGUACUGAGACGAGACUACGGUCCUGAGAUCGAUGUCUGGAGCGCUGGUGUUAUACUCUACAUCUUGCUUUGUGGUGUUCCUCCUUUUUGGGCAGAAACUGAGGAAGGAAUCGCGCAUGCAAUCGUCAGAGGACACAUCGAUUUCGAGAGAGAUCCAUGGCCGAAAGUGUCUAAAGAAGCCAAACAGCUCGUUAAGAACAUGCUUGAUGCAAAUCCUUAUAGCAGACUCACAGUUCAAGAAGUGCUUGAACAUCCAUGGAUCCAGAACUCAGAGAGAGCACCAAAUGUGAAUCUUGGAGAUAACGUGAGGACCAAGAUUCAGCAGUUCUUGUUGAUGAACAGGUUCAAGAAGAAAGUCCUCAGGAUAGUAGCGGACAAUCUACCAAACGAGGAGAUAGCGGCGAUAGUACAGAUGUUUGAAACCAUGGACACCGACAAGAACGGUCAGUUAACUUUUGAGGAGCUAAGAGAUGGAUUCAAGAAGAUAGGACAGGUUUGUCCCGAUGGAGAUGUGAAGAUGCUGAUGGACGCAGCCGAUACAGACGGGAACGGGAUGCUGAGCUGCGAAGAGUUCGUGACGCUUUCGAUACAUUUGAAGAGAAUAGGCUGCGAUGAGCAUUUGCAGGAAGCGUUCAAGUAUUUUGACAAGAACGGCAACGGGUCUAUCGAGCUAGACGAGCUCAAAGAAGCUCUUUUUGAUGAUAAGCUAGGUCAAGGUAACGACCAGUGGAUCAAGGAUAUCUUCUUUGACGUUGACCUCAACAAGGAUGGAAGGAUAAGCUUUGAUGAGUUUAAGGCAAUGAUGAAGUCAGGGGCAGACUGGAAGAUGGCGUCAAGGCAGUACUCAAGGGCGUUGUUGAAUGCUCUGAGCAUGAAAAUGUUCAAAGAAGAUUUUGGGGACAGUGCUCCUAAAUCACAGUCCAUGGAGUUUCCUAUAGCAAGGAAGAGAGCUAAGAUACUUGAUUCUCCAAAGAACAAAUCAAUGGAGCUUGGAAUCUCCAAAACCUAUAAACCCUCAGGCUUAAGAAACUAAAGAAGGAAAAGAACAGAACUCUUUGGCUGUUUUACAUAUGUUUGUUUUGGGGUGCUACAAGUGACAAAAGUGAUUUGAUGGGCUUAAAAGUUGCAUUGUUCAUGUUUUGUUUUUCUUUAAAACUUCGCAAAUCGAAAAUAAAAAAAAAAACAAAAGAGAGCAUAGAAACAUAUUUAAUU
Molecule: messenger RNA, 2479 nt
Organism: Raphanus sativus (radish)
Lineage: Eukaryota; Viridiplantae; Streptophyta; Magnoliopsida; Brassicales; Brassicaceae
Product: calcium-dependent protein kinase 24
Exons: 8
Coding region: 555-2300 (581 amino acids)
Biological process (GO): peptidyl-serine phosphorylation; intracellular signal transduction; protein autophosphorylation
Cellular component (GO): nucleus; cytoplasm
Molecular function (GO): calcium ion binding; calcium/calmodulin-dependent protein kinase activity; calmodulin binding
Source: RefSeq, a predicted model, not a curated record